Messenger RNA from Dalotia coriaria, 1754 nucleotides. RefSeq names its product protein peste-like. NCBI's taxonomy places the organism in Eukaryota, Metazoa, Arthropoda, Insecta, Coleoptera, Staphylinidae. The record is from RefSeq and is a predicted model, not a curated record. Gene Ontology annotation, molecular function: scavenger receptor activity. The transcript has 7 exons. Bases 221 to 1681 code for a protein of 486 amino acids. Gene Ontology annotation, cellular component: cytoplasm; membrane.
AUUGUUUACUGCUAUAGAUUUAACCUGGUGUAUAAACAUUUAAUGUUUAAAUUAUGCGUGCACUCUUUGAGAACACUCCCGCCUUUCAAUAAACAUUGACGGGCGAUCGUGUGUGCGCUAUGCGUUUCAAAAUCGCAAAUGAAUUUCAGUUUUACUUCUAAGCCUGAUUAGAUUUGUUCUAAGGUGCAAUAGGAAAAUCAUUUGUGAUUAUUUUGAUAAAAUGACCAAAAGAGGAUUUUUCAACAAUAUAAAACCAAAAAACAAAUUAUUUUUUGGAGUGUUAUUAAUAUUCCUAUCGUAUCUAAUUAAAUUUGGCACUGAAUCCUUAAUAAAUUUAAUAAUACGAUCACAAUUGGAAUUUGUCGAGGGUUCAUAUCAUUUUCGAAUGUGGCGCGCCAAUGAAUAUCCCUACGAGGUGGAAUUUUACUUCUUUAACUGGACCAACAGCGACCGGGUGCGUGAUCCUAAUAUUAAACCACGUUUUGAGGAAAUAGGACCCUACCGUUUUGAAUUGUACAUCAACCGUACAGAUAUACGCAUUCAUCACGAAAACUCGAGCGUUACAUAUGCGUUUACUAAACGUUUUGUGCACAUUCCCAACAUGGCGGAUAGAAGUUUGGAUGAUGUUAUUAUUACUUUGAAUCCAAUUGCUAAUGCACUUGCAUAUCAAGCACGUCAAUGGUCGGCGUUUCUGAAAUUUGGGGCUAGUUUAGCUUUAAGAGCAACGAAAAGUGAAUUGUUUGUGAAGAAAACUGUACAGGAACUUUUAUUUGAAGGAUAUGAUGAUCCAUUGUUGGAUUUUGUACAAAAAAUUCCUAAUUUUGCUACACAAGGACUGGGAAUGGAGUUGAAAGAUAAAUUUGGAUAUUUCUAUAAGAGAAAUUAUACAGAUUUAUACUUUGGACCUUACAACGUGCACGUAAAUGUUGAUGAAUUUUACGGUAAUAUUCACACUAUAAAAAAUUCAACAACAACACCGUAUUUUCCGGGUACAUGUGGUCGAGUCCAUGGUAAAUUAGGAGAGUUCGCAGAUCCUGGCCAUGACCAAACUCAACCAAUGGUGGUCUACGUACACGACUUAAAUGUCUUUACAAAUAAUUAUUUUCUAGAAGAAAGAAUGUUUAAUGGAGUUGUUGGCAGUGUAUACGCACCCAAGGACUACAUAUUUGACAAUGGAACAUAUGACAAAUCAAACGAAUGUUUUUGUUUCGGGGAAUGUGUACCAGUGGGAAUGCUAAACAGCUCAGCGACUUUUGCUCAUGCACCGAUUUUCAUGUCUUUGCCACAUUUUUUACUUGCCGAUCCUGUGUAUCAAAAUGGCGUCGAUAUCGUUUAUCGAGAUAAUAGUUCAUUAAUGCCAUACAUUGCAGUUGAACAAACAACUGGUUUAUUAUUAGAUGGUUCUUUAAAUAUUCAACUAAACAUGCUUCUGCAGCCUGUUAAAGGCUUAGGCUUGUUUUCGGAUGUUCCACGAGUUUUCAUGCCUGUAUUCUCCAUGAAACAGCACGUGGUGACACGCGGCGGGUAUUUAGACUUGCUGGUCGUGUUGCAAAAAGUUCCAAUCGUGAUUAAUUGCCUCAGCUUUUUAACACUCGCUGCAGGAGUGGGAUUACUCCUCUUUGUUCGAAUUUCUCUUAAUGACAACCUAUACAGGGAGUACCGACAAGUUCAAACCAAGUAAUUAUUAAUUUAGAAUUAAAAUUGUAAAAAUAUAUAAGUUAUGUUUGAAUAAAAUGCAAAUCAUCAUGAAUGAA